GGCCAUUCUCUGUUAGUCCCGCGCUCAACUUCCGCUAGUCCAAAAAAAAAAAUCACCAUUUUGAACCAGUUGACCUAUGUGGGCAUCUGUGGUUGCAUCUUUCCUGUUUUAACAACGGCUGUGCAAACCAUACUGCAUAAAGACUUAUUUUUGAGCAUCUCCGGUUAAGAGUGAGAUAUUAAAUAAUCCUUCCUGAAUAUUUAAGCCAUCAAGAAGAAAAAUGUCUGUGACAUUGCAUACAGAUGUAGGUGAUAUUAAAAUAGAAAUCUUCUGUGAGAGAACACCCAAGACAUGUGAGAAUUUCUUGGCUCUUUGUGCCAGUAAUUACUACAAUGGCUGUAUAUUUCAUAGAAAUAUCAAAGGAUUCAUGGUUCAAACAGGAGAUCCAACAGGUACUGGAAGAGGAGGUAGCAGUAUCUGGGGCAAGAAGUUUGAGGAUGAAUAUAGUGAAUAUCUUAAGCACAACGUUAGAGGUGUUGUAUCUAUGGCUAAUAAUGGCCCCAACACCAAUGGAUCUCAGUUCUUCAUCACCUAUGGCAAGCAGCCACAUUUGGACAUGAAAUACACAGUAUUUGGAAAGGUAAUAGAUGGUCUGGAAACUCUAGAUGAAUUGGAGAAGUUACCAAUAAAUGAGAAGACCUAUCGACCUCUUAAUGAUGUGCACAUUAAGGACAUAACUAUUCAUGCCAAUCCAUUUGCUCAGUAACUAUAAUAGACCUGGACAAAUACUUGACAAACUAUUUGCCAGGACACACCUAUUGUGGUUUACCCAGUUUUAAUUAUGUCAGAGAUUGCAUCAUUUUUCUGCUUGUUUACAGCUAAGAUCUGUGAUGAAAUGUUGGUAUGGAGGGGAGGCAGCCCAACAGUUUUUAUCCCCAUUCUUAGAGCAUAUUCUUACACCAACUACUAUCCAAUGUAUUUUUUAAAUCUUAAAAAUGUCUUUUUAAUUUUUGUUACAUAUAAACUUUUAUUUUUAUAUGCUGAGCCUCAAUUAAGUCCUGACAUUUUUGAGUACCCUAAUUACAUACUCUUACCAUAUAUAGUCCAUAUCCUGGAAGUAUUAUUUUCUAUUAAUUAUUUGCUGUAUACAGUUAGAAAAAGGAGAGACAGGGUAGAGAGAUUAUCUAGAAAGGCCAGCCAUUCCAUUCACUAUUUUCUCUGGUCUUUAGAUUUGUAGUAAAGUUUCUAAGAAGUGCUCUAAGUAAUCUCUAAGUAAUCACACAACAUUUCCCAACUGAUUUGCUCGUGUAUAUUUUUAAAAAUCAUGUCUUUUAAAAUAUUGAACAAUAGAGCUCUACAGAAGAUCCAUUUGAAAAAUGCAGUGACUUGGUUAAGAGCAACAGUUGUGCAGUCCUGGACUAUGUUAUAAUCACAGCUGUGCUCCCUGCUGUGUGACUUUAAGCAAGUUAAUCUCUCAUUAAUAUUCUCACCCACAAAUAAUAUUCCCUUAUAAGACUAUUGUGAGGCUUAAAUGAAAUAAUGUGUGUAUAGCCGGGCGUUGUGGCGGGCGCCUGUAGUCCCAGCUACUCGGGAGGCUGAGGCAAGAGAAUCGCGUGGGCCCAGGAGCUGGAGGUUGCUGUGAGCCAUGUGACACCACGGCACUCUACCCGAGGGCGGUACAGUGAGACUCUGUCUCUACAAAAAAAAAAAAAAAAGAAAGAAAUAAUGUGUGUAAAGCUUCUAGCAUGUAGUCAGUAAAUGGAAACUGCUCUCCUAAAUAUUCAUAUCCACCAUAGGGAUCUCAUCUAAUCAAGCCAUUUAGGAGACUCUGCCAUUGAUUACAUCAAGAAUCAUAUUCCAUGGCUCAGCGCCUGUGGCUCAAGUGGCUAGGGCACCAGCCACAUACACCUGAACUAGCAGGUUCAAAUCCAGCCCUGACCUGCCAAACAAUGAUGCCUGCAACCAAAAAAUAGCCGGGCAUUAUGGCAAGCGCCUGUAGUCCCAGCCACUUGGGAGGCAGAGGCAGGAGAAUUGCUUGAGCCUAGGAGUUGGAGGUUGCUGUGAGCUGUGAUGCUACGGCACUCUGCCCAGGGCAAUAGUUUGAGACUGUCUCAAAAAAUAAAUAAAUAAAUAAAUAAAAAUAAGAUUAUAAAUAAUAAUAAAAAAAAGAACCAUAUUCCUAGCUGGGCAUAGAAUAGUCCCAGCUACUUGGGAGGCUGAGGCAAGAGAUUUGCUUGAGCCCAAGAGAUUGAGAUUGCUGUGAGCUAUGAUGUUGCCACAGCAUUCUACCCAGGGCAAGAGUGAGACUCUUGUCUCAAAAAAAAAAAAAAAAAGAACCACAUAAUCCCCUUACUGCCUUGAUCACCUUACUUAGAUCCACAUUCUACUCGCUGACUAGAUCACCUUGGUUAGAUUUGGGUAUUCCUAAAACUUUUCCAAAUAUUUGUCUUUUGUUGUUUUGGUUUUUUGAGACAAGAGAAUCACUUAAGCCCAAGAGUUUGAGAUUGCUGUCAACUGUGACACUAUGGCAUGCUACUGAGGGGAACAAAGUGAGACUGUCUCAAAAAAUAUAAAUAAAUAAAAAGAAA
This is a messenger RNA of Nycticebus coucang (slow loris), 2528 nucleotides long. It is a transcript of the gene PPIL3, whose product is annotated as peptidylprolyl isomerase like 3. Gene Ontology annotation, biological process: protein folding; protein peptidyl-prolyl isomerization. The record is from RefSeq and is a predicted model, not a curated record. Lineage: Eukaryota; Metazoa; Chordata; Mammalia; Primates; Lorisidae. Gene Ontology annotation, molecular function: peptidyl-prolyl cis-trans isomerase activity. The transcript is spliced from 7 exons. The coding region runs from base 221 to 706 and encodes 161 amino acids. Gene Ontology annotation, cellular component: catalytic step 2 spliceosome.